AAAGAAAGAAGAUUGUCGUUCUCCGAAACAAAAUGUUUCUCACAGUUAUGUCUUGUAUUUUAUAGUGACAUUUGUUAUUUUACCUAAAUUUUAUAUAAUAUUUUAUGUUUAUGCUGGCGGACGGCACUUAAUGUUUGAUUAUGACGGGCAGCUGCAACGGCGACCCUGAAGUGAAGGAGGAGAAGCGGCUGAACGAUGACCUGUUGCUGUUUAUGCGCAAGCGCAGCGAGACUGAUGCGCCGCGCUAUACCGCCCGCCUUAAGACUUACGUCGACCUGCAACAGAAGCGCAGGCGGGCAGCGGUCGCCCGACGCAACGCAGAACAUGCUGCCGAGAAAGCUGCAUUUAAGAAAAAAGCAGAAUCCGAGCCUAAGGAUAAAAGACCUUCAUCUGCGGAACGGCAGGAGGUCGACGAUGACAAGUCAAGACGUAGCCGCGCGAUGAAGGACAAGCCCUGGGCGGACAGCGGCUCCUUGUCCAGAGAGGAAUCAGACGCCUGCGGCCGCCGACGCAGGAGACGCCGCUCCUGUAGACGUCCUCGCAGACGGAGGCGUUGCCGACGACGCAGUCGACGGCGACGGCGGCGCAGCGUGUGCAGCCGACGCCGACGCCGUCGUCGCCGACGUUCGCGCAGCCGCCGUCGCCGCCGCCGCUGCCGCCGCCGACGUCGACGUCGCUGCCAUUGACGCAGCGCCGCCGCUGACGUCACCGCCGCCGCUGCCGCUGACGUCACAUCAAAGUUAACCCAAUCCAAAUUGAAGCGUGACUGAAUCCAUUGCAAGCUUAACGCGGUUAAAAGUAUUGCACGUGAUCGGCCUUAGGAAAGCUAAAUUCGUUAUCGGUGUGACAGAGAUAGCGAUAUGCUAAUUCAAAUAAGAGUCGAUCAUUCCUUUUCAAGGGUUGAUGUGCAAUAUUUUGUCUCCGCGUCCCGUUCCAAACCACCCGAGCUACAAAAUACUUAUGCCGUUCUAUCGACGCUGCCAGUUUUAUUUUCAAACGUGAUGUUCUUGUUUUGUAUCAUAUUUUGUGAUUUUGUUGAUGUAAUUAUUGUGUUUAAA
Messenger RNA from Papilio xuthus (Asian swallowtail), 1058 nucleotides. Its product is annotated as protamine. Bases 141 to 686 code for a protein of 181 amino acids. Lineage: Eukaryota; Metazoa; Arthropoda; Insecta; Lepidoptera; Papilionidae. The transcript is spliced from 6 exons. The record is from RefSeq and is a predicted model, not a curated record.